Molecule: messenger RNA, 22652 nt
Organism: Topomyia yanbarensis
Lineage: Eukaryota; Metazoa; Arthropoda; Insecta; Diptera; Culicidae
Gene: e(y)3
Product: supporter of activation of yellow protein
Exons: 11
Coding region: 580-6555 (1991 amino acids)
Biological process (GO): positive regulation of transcription by RNA polymerase II
Cellular component (GO): MLL3/4 complex
Molecular function (GO): histone H3K4 methyltransferase activity; transcription coactivator activity; histone binding
Source: RefSeq, a predicted model, not a curated record
UAGUGUUUUGUGUGUGCGCUAGACUAAAGCCAACAAUCGUGUGGAGCAGCUUGGCUCAAGUUUCUGGAAAUUUUUAGCUCACUUUGGUGUGUCCGUUCAGUUGAAACGUGUGGCAAAGUCGCAUCCACCCUCGUUGCCCACUUUGUGGCUAUUUUCGCGUACGGUUGAUGUGCUUUAGAAGGUGAAAAUCGUGGUUGGAAAAGUAGACGAUUUCCAUUUUCCCUAGUGAAAUUCACAUCCACAGCAGCAGGACGGUUCAUGUGAGUGGGAUAGAGAGAGAACGUUUUGUGCUGGUCGCCUUUCGCGCUGCGUUGGAAAGAGGCGGCUGCCGUGAGCAGCAAGGCGAGCAUCAAGAAAAAGCAGAAUGAGACCUAAUGCUAUGGAAGUGAUUUGGAGUUUUGUGUGAAGAAUAGUGUUCAAUCUGGAAAGUGAUGCAGUUUUCGACGUCAAAAAGUAAAAAUAAGUGCGAAACAGUGCGCGAAAAAUUAUAACAAAAGCACCAGCAAAAGGUAAACAACGUAUGAAAAAAAUAUAUAGACUAGAUGAGACACGAAAUGCGGUCAGAACAGACUGAAAAGAAUGGUCGAUACUUGUCCGCCGGCUGUCGCUGAGAAUGUCCGUCAUCAUAGUGCAACCAACGGGACCCUCAUCACCACUAGCAGCAGCAACAGCGACAACGACCAACACCGAAAACAGCUGGAAGUGACAAAGAUGAACAGUGCAAAUGUACUGGAAGCUGGAACAUCAUCACCUGUAGAAACUGUAGAGGAAAUUUUCCGGAAGGAUCAACAACAGCAGAACGAAGUAAUUGUCGUUUCCGAAGAAGACGACGAGCAGGAGAAUGGUGACCCGGAGCAGAACGGGUCUACUAGUGUGAUUGUGAUGGGUGGUUCCUCGAAACGGGAGCAGGAAUCGACUCUCAUCAACUGCCAGAGCAAAGAGCAACAGCACCAAGAGAAGCAGAAGAUAAUUGAUAAGGAGUUUGACAACGAACUUGAGAUAAUAGAGAUUUCGUCAACUCCCCCGCCAGACGUAGCACAGAAACGUGACGGAUUGGUGGAAACAGGGAACGAGGCUAGUAAUAAAAUUGGAAAUAAUAACGAUAGUGCAGUGCUGCUAAAGCAAAAAAUUACAGACGCUCUUGAUGGAAAGACUGCUAAUAACAACGUCUUGCUGCCCAAUUGUAUAGCGCGACCGGCGUCAAAAGAAUCUCCGAAAGAGGAAAAUCACAAUCGUGAAGAGAUGGGUCUCUCGGAAGAAAGUCGGAAAGUGGAACCAUUAAAGAUCAACUUGAACAGGGAACCGAUUCGGACGAUAAUUAAACUACCACCGAAUUUGGGAUCCGCGUCAGACCAGCAACCCAGCUCCCCAAAGAUCACCAUUAAACCAUUGAAAUCUCCGCAAGAUGUGGAUGCUCUUCCUAUCAACAGCAUACCGAAGCUUACCAUUAAACCGAUCGUGAACCCUGAAGAAUCCGGCGGUGGCGCUCAUACGUCCGUCGGAACAGAACAAAUGCAAAUCAUUCCUAAAUUGCACAUAAAAAAUCCUCCUCAGGACAGUUCGACAGCAGACGGAACUGAGCCACACAUUGUGCCUAAGCUAACGAUUCGCGGCGUUAACCAUAGCAAUUUGGUAGCGGGAGCCUCCGGAAUCAGCAGCAAUGAAAUAUCCGGUCCCGCGGCGCAGAAUUCUUCCAGCUCGCCUCCGAUGGUUCCUAAGCUAACAAUAAAGAAGGAUAAUCAUCAUCACCAUAGCAGUCAUCAUCAUCACCACCACCACCAUUCUCACCACAAUAACCGGGUGACCAAAGAGGAUGAUUCUUCGUCGACUCCUCCAGCAAUUCCCAAGAUACACAUCAAAGCAAUACUGGAACCAACGGUGGCACCAAGCUCGAGCGGUGGCUCCGGUUCUUCUGCAACUGGUCCCGUGCUAACUAGUUCCGAAGGGGUAAAAUUAACAAUAAAGCCCAUUCCGGAACCACCACUGCCGAAACUAACCAUCAAAACCAACUCGCUAAACACGAGCGAUGCUUCAGUAGUCUCAUCCACCAGUAGCAGUUUCUCGCCGAAGCUGGCUUCACCUCCACCGGCAUCACCAAGUGAUCAACAUUCGAGCGUAACGUCGACGAUUCCAAAACUUACUAUCAAACCCAUCCCGAAACCUCCACCCGCGGUACCACGCGAUCCCUCAGAAGUCCCUAUUCCCAAACUUACCAUCAAACCGAUGCCACCGAAACCGGUUGCAGCCUCCGAAGACAGCUGCUCAAGUGAAACCAGUAUUAACUCGUUAGAAUCUUCCCCCAUCUCAUCAUCCUCAUCGGCUCCCAGCUCGGUCAUCCAUUCACCGUCGGUAGUACCCAAGCUAACCAUUAAAGUUCCCAAAGAGGGCGAUUCUGUCAUUACUUCUCUACCGCAACUUAUUACCGGUUUCAACACCAUCUCGACAGCAGCAACCACAACAACAUCCAUCUCCACGAUACCGGUAGUGACCAAGCUGAACAUCAAACCGAUUCCACCCCUGCCACAGAAACCAGUGGUUUCAUCGCGGCUGCAGGAGAUAGAGCAGGAACGACAGUUCACCGUCAAUCUCGAAAUCGAGGAACCCGAGCCGAUUUUUAUUUCCAAAAUCACCAACAAAGCAGUCCCCAAUAUGAAAUGUAUAGAUCUGGAAGCACCUAGGAAUAUGCUGAAACCCGCGCUAAAGUCCGACGCGAUGAUUGAACUGUCCAAUAGUGAUGUCACUUACAAUAAAACCAAACAACCACUUGAGGUAGCAGUGAACUCAAAAUUGCUAGAUUCUGGUUCCGACUCACCGCGAGUAAUUCUUAAGAUUAACAAGGGAAUGUGGUGCACUACAACCCCCACCACUGCAACGUGUGCCGUCGUUGUUGAGAAAAUAGAUCCGACCAGCAAAGCCGAAGAGGCUUCAAACGAACUAAAAAGACAGAUUUCAGGAACACAAAUGGAAUCCAUCGAAGCACCGGAAAGCAAAAAGUUCAAAUUAAUGUCCAACCAUCAAUCUAGCGCUGAUGAACCUCGCAAAGCAUCUAACUCGGAAAAUGACGUCAUUGUAAUAGACGAUGACAGCAAAUCCGAUACCGUGGACGAUACGUCGGAACGUCCUGAAGCCGAAGAAUCCCCAAUCCCCAAACCUCCUCCACUGAUUGAAAUUGCGAAAGUAAAACCCGGUCCACCACCGCUCGUCCAAGGAACGCCGGUAAGUCACCAAACACCCCCCGGAACCGGCAAUAAGUUGAAAGAAAUUUUAACUAAAGCGAAACGUCAACGAAUGCUGGUCAGCCAAUCACCACAGCCCGAUUCCGAAUCUCGUCCCCGACGUACAGCUGCCCUACAGGCAAUUCCAGCUUCCUUACUACUUCGACGACAGCCAGCUAACAUUUCCCAUCCGCUCCCAGCCGAAUCUAACAUUACCAGUGUGCUGAUGCUCGAGAACGACGGAGGUUCCAGUUCGGACUGCAUGAUAAUCGAUGAUCAGCUGACGAUGGUCGAUAAAAAUGGAACCUCAAGCAAUAGUAACAGUAGCAGCUUCAGUGUUCCUUCCAGUAUCAGCACAGUUACAACUGCUCCCGCCGUCACGACAACUGUUACUUCCCCAAUUGUCAUUCCACCAAAGGUUCGCAUGAACACACGGAGCGGAGCCGGACAUCCAACGCCACCCAAGGAGACCUUAGUAUUCAAACCUCCCGAUAAAGAUUCCGGUUUGGACGAAGGUAAACUGGAGUCGGAGGAUGUUCCUAUUCCAGCGAAACGACCCCGUGGAAGACCGAAACGAAUAAAUGUGGUACCUAAGGCUAUAGUAGAACCACCAAAACCCGCAAAUGAAUCAUCUCCGAAGGUCGAACUAGCAGUUGAAACUAACGGUAGUACGAGCUCGUCCGAAUUGCCUCCCAUGACCAAUCUGGAAAUGUCGAACGAUAUUUCACCACGAGUGCUGCUGAAACCACUGACACCGUCCCGGUUGGAGAUUAAAGCUUCUCCGCAAACGGCGGUGGAGACGACACCUGUUGUCUCUGUCCCGGAAACCUCCACGAUCACCACCACCACCACCACUUCGCAAACUGGAGAGAUUCCCUCCGUUCCGUCCCAGGAACCAUUCAAUGGAACGGAGGUGAAAUUGCCAGAUGGAAGCAUACCGAUAGAGCCGAUAACACCGAGACCCCGAGGAAGAGGCCGCGGACGAGGUCGUGGACGGGGUUCCAGAUCUGGCAGAGGCUCUAGAUCAGUGCCACCUAAACUCGAUGGCGAAGGAAGUCUAUUGUCUCCAUUGGCAGAUCCAUCCUUGUCGACCCCGAUUCGACGGGGUCGGGGUGGUGGGAGAGGUCGUCGGGGUGGUGGGCGAGGUAGCCGGGGAGGACGAGGUAGCCGGGGAGGCCGUGGACGCGGUCGUGGUCGUGGACGUUCGAAUUCUGCCAGCCCUCAAAAAGGCACAAGUCCUAGGAAAAGUACGACCAACGAUUUCCACGGUUUUUUGACGCCCGACGGAACGGACAUGCACCGAAGAAAGCUGCAACUGACGCCCUUCCCAGGUCACAGCAACAGCUCCCUGCAACUCUUCGAAGAGGACACCCGGAUGAGUGGAGAUUUUAAUUUCACCACACCGAUGCGAUUGAUCAGUACCGCCGGUGGACCCAACGAUGAAUCCCAGAGUUCGUAUCUGAGCAGUACCAGCGUAACAAUGGACAAUAGUUUGACGCUGCAAACGAUUCUCUCAACCACCGGUAGUAGUGCCAGAAAGCCAAAGGCGAAAAUGGAAGUUGGAGACGUGAAUGGACGAACGGAAUUCUCAGUGGAAAUGAUUGCGGAGUACGAAUGGCCUCAACCAACGGUGGCUAAUCCACGGUGUCAUGGAGACGCAUACAUGAUUCAAGAACAGAUCGCCGAGUAUCUCGGAGUGAAAAGUUUCAAGCGAAAAUAUCCGGAUCUAAUGCGAAGGCCCGUGGACAUGGAAGAGCGAAACUACAUUAUGGAGCAAGGUUUGGCGUCGGAGAAGAUGUGCGAUCUAGGCUUGACUGCCGUGUACGCUUCCGAAAUUCUGGACAUCAUGUGCAACGACUAUCCGGAGAAAUACGAAGAAUACAAACGGUACCAGCGGGAAAAACUGUACCGCGAUCGGCAGAAAUACCUACGGACAGCUGUGGCGGCUAUUGCCGCCGAAGGCGUCGACCGAAGUCAGUUACAGAAGGAACGAGCGAUUCGGUCGGCUUCCAGUUGGAAUUCCAUGAUGAACAAAGAACGGAAGGAAACUCGUCGGUAUUGUAUGGAUCUUCAAACGUAUGUGGUGCAGGUGCCUCGGGAGCAGCGGUUACAAACGAUGCCUGUUGACCAGGCUAGUCAUUAUCCGGUAGCCUUAGUCCCGGGACAAUUUUCCGAAUACCACAGGACCUACACGCCGGAAGAACUUGCGUGCUAUCCGAUCAACACUGCCCUGUUGGAUCCAACACAGUUGAAGAAAAUCCUACGCUCGGAUCAGUAUAAACAACUGCUGGCCGAAGUUGCCUCGGAAAGUGAUAGUGGAAGCAGCAGCAGUGAUGACUCCAGCAGUGAUAGUGAAGAAAGUGAUACUGAGAGUUCGAACACUGAUGAUGAUUCUAGCAGUGGCUCAGAGGACUCUGAGGAUUCCGAAGUGCCAUUAAAGUGUUCACCGACGAGACCUCCUAUAAGCAGCAGGUUGCAACCAAUUGCUCCGCCAAAGACACCAACUAGCACGACUGCGGCACCUAGGAUGGAAGAUAAGAGUAAAUCGCAACUAAAUCCAUAUCUAUGUGCCGUCUGUCAGGGAGCGCAGAAUAAAAAUCAACUGAAUAAACCGGAACGAUUUGUUCGAUGUUCGGUGUGCAGGCGGAGAGCACAUCCAUCCUGCAUCGACAUGUCGGCCAAGAUGUUCAAACGUGCUCUCGAGUAUUCGUGGGAAUGCUCAGAAUGUAAAUCCUGCCAAAAGUGUCACCGACGGCCGAACACUGCUUCGACGACGGAAACCUCAACUGCCGGCAACAGCGGGAAAAUGGUGUUCUGUGAUCAGUGUGACCGAGGAUAUCACCUGACCUGCAUCGGUCUGCGUAACGUACCCAACGACCGAUGGCACUGCACAGUGUGUACGAUUUGCAAUCGAUGUGGUGCGCGAAGCCCGGAGGGUCAUCCUAAUCCGUACUUGACGGUGCAACAGCGGGAGAAUCUCGCGAUGGUCGCUAACUGGACGCACGAGUAUGCCAACAAUGAGCUGACGCGGAUACGAGAACACGUGGUUACACUGUGUGUGCCUUGCGUGCGGUUGCGGAAGCAACAGGAAGACGAACGACUGCAACGGGUGCAGGAACAGAUGCAGCAGCGACAGUCGGCAAUCAGCAGUAGUAGUUCUAGUGACACCGGGAAUGAAGCAGCACCUAUCGGUUGUAGCGGUAGUGUGAGCAGUAGCAGUAGUAGCAAUAACAACAAUAAUAUCGUCGUUCGAUCGGUGAAAACAGCGGCGGAGGACGCACAGGGAAGGAUAGCCCGCGCGCCACCGUCCACGUCGACAUCGUCAGCAGCGAAAGGGUGAGAGUAAUCUUAUUCCUGUUUUAUAUUUUAAUAGUGAACAAACAAAUCGGUAAGGAUUUAAAGACUCGUUCUAGUUUUUUUUUCUAUUCCCCGUGGUAGUUCGGCAACAAAUCAUUUAGUGUAAAUUUUAAAACCGAAUCAUUUUGUACAAACACAAAUAUAGGUAAGAGAGACGAAUUCGUUACAUUGUUUGUCGUUUUCUUAUUCGUGCACGGUUUAGGCAUUCUUACUGUUCUGUUUAUAUUUCAAAGGUCGCAACGUGGGUUGAUGAAUUCAACGAUCGGCUAUCCGCGGGAUCGGCGUGAAUGUCGAUUUUCUGGAUGAAAUGAAACUUCUACAAAUACCUCUUCAGAAGAUGCUUAAAUCAUGACAAAAGCUUUUUUGUGACUUUUCUAUAACAGUUGUUGGCAUCCAUGAAUGUCACUUUUUUUAGCCAUCGCAUUUUAAUCGCCUAUAAAGGAUGCGGGCCGCAGUUUGGCGGUCAAUAUUAUGUAAGUUAUGAUGAGAGUAAUUACAAUAUAUGCCUGCGAUGAUUUUCGUUUGUGCAAUUUUAUCUGUAGCAAUCAUUAGAGACUCCAUCCGUACUGUAUUUUUAAACGAAGCUGUCCUUCAGAUGUUCAUUGAGGUAAUGUAAAUCAAAUGAAUGCAAUCAGCUGAAAUGUUCGAUAUAUUGAGACAGUCGUCGAAAUGUUGACAAUUUAAGACGCUUGGAAACGAGUUCAAAUUAGGGGUGGCAUAUCCACUUACUUACUGAAGAGGGUUGGCAAGGAAGCACGGGUUUUAAGGGAGCAGAAGCAGAAUUUUUCGAGAGCUCUUGUUGAAGCGCGGUGGUGCAUUAGCUUUCAUCUCGCAAAAAUAAGAAAACCUAAACGGUGUAGAAAUCUUUUCACACUAACGUCUAUUUAGUUAUAAAAGUCUGCUUAGUCUUUAAAGAUCAUUCAAUUGUCUCGGUUCGUAAAAUGUGAUGUUUGUGCUGAGAAUAAAACAUAAAUAUAAAAAAUGCGCUUCAGCUAAUUAGGGUUUCCCUAUACAGCGAAGAAAUGUCAGUGGAAGUUUACUCUAUUGCUCUACUGAUUGCAAAAAACUUCCACGCUUUUUUGUGCACACAAAAAGCAAAACUAACGGUCAUGAAUCCGGAGAAGUUCAGCUCAACCAGGAUACCGUUCUGUUACCAGACAGUAGCACCCUGAACAUGAGAGAUAAAUGUGUAUUUAUGCUACUGCCUACACUGCCCAUAACAGCAUAAGAGUCCCAUGUUGAAAAACAGCAAGCCGAGAAAAACGCUGUUCAAGAUUGUCCCAUCCAUUGAGCCAAAUGGAUGGGACAACCAUGUUUUGGUAUUUUUUUUAUAUUUUCUGAACAACGGUAAUCUUAUUUGUGCAGUGUGAUUCGGUGGUGAUACAGAAUACAAUCCAACGGAUAACUCAUUUUCGACAAAAAUCCACAUGGGACUCUUAUGCGUUUAUGGGCAGUACAGUAGUGGAAUCAAUCAAUAAGAAUUAUUGUUGACUGUCCGCAGAUGUCUCUGAUUACGUUGAAUCUUUUAGAGUGGGAUGUAACAACAUUUCAUUGGUAAUCGCUGAGGCUAUCGAAGCACCGGUCAAGGUGUGAAUUUCUCAAUGCGCUUAGAAGAUACUGCAAAGCCCACCACUCAAGACUACCUGUUGUUACAACAUGCAGAUUCACCAUUUGUUUGUGGAUUUCAAGGCGUCGUGCAAUUUAGUGAAACGAAACGUACUGUGACAGGAAAAGCUUGAACACAACUGACAAAACUGAUUAUGCUGAUUCGUAUGGCGCUGGUUAGGUCAGAAGUGGGCAUCAAAUAGCUGGAGAGAUAUCCGACUCUUUUGUUACAUUACAUGGAUUGAGACAGAGUGGUGUACUCUCUAAUCUAUUGUUCAACCCAUUUGGUGUGCAAAGGACCACAACCAUCGUCACGAGAUCUCACAUCACAGAACAGUGGAAGUGGCAAUUUGAAUUUGAAAAAAGAGGCCAGCUACGGCAAAAUACAUGGUAUCAGGGAUGCAUGAAGCAUAGCACGAGAGCUCAGCGACUGCUUUAAAUUAACGAAAAGCAAUAAGCAAUGGCACCGCUCGUUCAAGCUAACCUACUUGCUCUAGUUAGCCCAACGAGUUAGCGCGAUGUGUCAUGGAACAGCGCAGGGGAAACUAUGGAAUGAAGGAUAAGACUAGGCAAGAAAUAUGCGUUGGUAGACCUGCGUCAAGUUGCUGAACAAACAAUGGGGCAUGUAACUCACAAUGGCGCGUCGUCCUUUUUUUCUAUUUACUAUAGCGCCAGUGUAGCGUGCUAGCGAGAGCUCUCGCGCAUCGUGGCUUGUGCUAGCUCGAUGAGCUGAUCUAUAUCACCACAUUAUGUGCCAGUGCCCAGGAAUACGACACUGUGCGGGAUCGUUCUUCUUCAUGCCUGCAUGGUAAGUAGGUAGAGAGCGAGUCCAAACGGUGUAGGUUUCGAAAUGGAAAUCGAUGGGGUACGAUAUGAAGUUGUCGGUGUAUGUAUAUGAAUCUAGUGGCUAGUUUGGCAUUUGAUAAAUAUUUUGGCCGCGAGGUAGAAGAGUGUGUUGUGGCUGCGAAUAAGCCUUUUCAUAGUUUGCGUUGUCAGCUAAUUUCCCGCAGCCUACAGACGCGCACAAAACUCCAUAAAUGUAAAUCACUGAUACUCCCUGUUUCUCUGCACGGCCACGGGAUAUGGGCUGGGAAUGUAAUGUAAAUUCCGGAAGAGUGACCAGCUAAAGUUACGUUCAGCGAAGAACUUAAAGGAGGUCGUCGACUUCGGGGCAGAACGCCGCACACACUGGCUGUGUGCGAUCGAGGAAGAUAAGCGUUACGAUGAUGGUGAUGCAGAUUUUGUCACUAGCAGAGAAAGGAGAAAUCAUAUUUCAUUUAGCGGCACCAUGGUGACAUCAAAGCAGAAAUCUUGGGUUUACUCUUCGCUAAUUCUAGUGUUGAGUUAUACUUCAACUAAAGUACCGAAGUCAUUGUCGGACUACAUCAGCAGUGUUGGAGCGAAUAAAAACGUUAACUUGGAGAUCCAUGUCCCAAUUUCACAUGCAUCAAUUUAUCCUAGACACGAUUCAAUGGUUUUGUCAAAGUAUCGCCGAUGUGUUGUUUCUUUACUAGAUUCUACGUAUUUAAGCCGUAACAUCCAGUAGAUUUGUUUGUCCUCGCAGAUCCAAAUAGACUCCUUCAUAGAUUCUACGAAAUUUUUGGAAAAUUUUCAUUUUCCAGGGCGGUUUCGCAAAGUGCCGUAUAUUCAGUCAUGGUCGAAGACAGUCCUAGAAUUUAAUUUUUUGUCUUUGGCGUUGCCUGUCAAAUCUGCUUUUUAAAAACAUAGUUUUUUCGGUUCAUCCAACAAUGUAGCUUCUGAUUUAUUGGUUCCGUAAGAUAUCACUCUGCUUCAGACCAAUCUGAUGUAUUCGAAUAGAAGUCUAGGGGGCGGGCGCAGCGUAGUUGGUAAAUCGAUUACCUUUUACGCAGCUCACCUGGGUUCUAAUCCUAACCCCGCACACAGGGUUAGAUAUUUUUCUAAUCCGAAGAGGCGAUUGACCUUAAGGUUAAAAUCUCUAUAAUCAAAAUAAAAAAAAAUCGUUUUCUCGAAUUCUCCGUUUAGGUACGCGGUCUUGACAGCCUGCAUAACACUGCGAGCCGUGAUGGUCAGAAUAGGAUUAAAAAUGUGACUUGGUUUCACUACUAGCGUAUGAGUUCUUCCACUGCAAGACGAGUACCCAGUAACAUUGCCUGAUUCAUCCUUUUUCUCUUUAUAGAUCCACCGAUAACCAAUGCCUUUCUCUCCCGGAGGCAAUGUAGUAAACUCCCAUUCUGCGUUCUUGCGAGGCGAUUUUAGCUUAUCUUCCAUCGUCGACUUCCAUUACACAUUCUCCGGAUCAUCCCCAAUCACUGAACAUCACCGGCAUUGUGGUCUUACUGUUUUCCCUAUGCUUCUGGUUGAGCACUGAUACACUGUUGUUAUACGAAUAACUAUACCAUAUUCUAUGGGAUUCGCUAUGUACAUGAGACUCUAGUAACAAUGAAAUAUCCCGAAUUCAGUUUAUUUCUUGUAUCUACACCAACAGAUGCCUUGGUCCAUGGUGUUUACUUAGACUAGUUACAUUAAAGGAAAACUUUGCAUUAAUCGUAUAUCUUGUAUCUAGUGGACGUCAAAUGCUAGCGCAAUUCAGUUGAAAUCUGGCUAAAGUCUGGUAACAGCGCUGUGGCAACCAUAGCUCGUUGCCCUGAAAGGUAGUCGCAGGAGAGAGUUAUUACGUGGAGCCCGAAUGCGGGCAUGAAGAUCCAGAUGUUGAGAAGAGCAAUCCACCCUGGCAAAUAGUAAGUCGGAGAAGAAUGGGGCAGUCCCUCCGGAUGUUGAUAGUAUCGGGGUGUAUUAAUUCACAACGAUUUCCGCAGCUCGGCAGUUGGAAUCUGGCUAUGAAAGACACUAUCCGGAAGAUAAACCCUAGCUGCCUUCAUGCCUUAUCCACAAUGCAUAGAAUAUAUUGUUUGAACGUUAAUGACUCCAAGAUCCUUGACUUCGGAGUAUCUUGGAAUACCCGCCUCGAGCGAAUGGUAGUUGAACUGGAUCGUAACGUUCCCAGCGAACGUGACGAUUGAGUAUUUGAUCGGGUUUGAAACCAUUCUAUAUAAAUCACACCACGUACUGAAGAUAUCCAGUUCAUUUUGAAAAAUUCGGCAUCGUUUGAAUCCAGUAUCCUUCGAAAAAUCUUCAUGUCGUCAACGAAGGAAAGGCAGGAUCCUUAAGUUCUAUUGAUUAAAUUGAUAUAGAGGAAAAAAUUACUGGACCGAGAUGGCGUCCUUGCGGGAUGCCCGAUGUAGCGAAGAAUGGGUGUAGAUAGACAGUUCUUAAUGGUGAUGUGGAGCCUUCCAUCGAGAUAGGAAUGAAAACAUCGAAAAACUUGUCCGUGAAUAUCGAACUUGUCUAGCUUGGCGAUAUCAUGGUUGGUUUAUCGAAGGCCUUGGAUAAAUUCACGUACAUAGCAUAGGUGUGCAAAAUGUCGGUGAAUCCAUGAAGUACAUACGUUGUGAAUAAGAGCAGGCUGAUCGUUGUCAAUUUUUUAGACAUAAAACCAUGGUAGUCGCUGCGAUGUUGUGUUUGCAGUGAAAGAAAUGAAGAUCUGAAAUAACCAACUCGAUUCGGCACAUAAGCACUAGAUUCCUCGAUAAUUAUCGAUGUUCGAUUUAUUCUCUUUUUAAAGUAUGUGAACCGUUUUCCAACAGGAAGGAUGUAUUUCAGUUGCGAGAGAUAAUUUGAAGACUCGUUGAAGGGAUUGCAAAAGCCCGCUUAUGCACUUUUUGCCAAAAACCGAGGAAACAGCAUUAAUAACGCAAAUUCGUUUGAUGGAUCGUCCUAAACAAUAACAAUAUCAUCAGUCGGAGCGGCGAUCGAGCUGAUGGAAGAAAUGGAAGAAAGAUGUGCAUCGAUAAGGCAUGACACACAGGAACAGAUUGUUUUCGGCAAGUUUCUUUGAUAGCCACACUUGCUCGGAGGUCGCCCAUUGGUCAUAGUUGUUCACUCGGGCCUUCAUACCAUGGCGAACAGCGAUAAACACACCACAACCCGACGUCUUACGACUGCUCAGAGCGUUGCGGUUACAGCGGUAGACAUCAAAGGCUGAACCGUUAACCACACUUCAUUCUCCAGAGUCAAGUAUCGCUGGCGGGCCAAAGUUCUGGCUCUUUAUUUUUCUUUCUUUUUCACGGCUUUGGAUUCUUUCAAUCCUCUAUCUUCUUCCAGGCUUCAUCAGCGAUCCAUUGUUUUCUCUGGGUGCGCAGUUCGCCUGGAUUACAUAUUCUCAAAGGCGACGAUUCAGGCGUUCUUAAUGGCAGUCCAUUGAUCUGCGCAGUAAUAUUCCGGGAUUUAUUCACCACGAAUCUCCAGUUAUUCCAUGAAGGACCUUUUCACCUUCCAGUCGUGUAUUGAACCCUUGAUCAACUAUCUCCUCCGGCCGACGAAUCCGCGCAAAGCAUUGGCCGAUAGACGUAUCUCACCGACGAGGAGAUGAUGAUCAGACACGAUAUCGACAAAACGUUUAUUUCGCACAUCAAGAAAGCACCAUUUCCAUUUUCGGUUAACGUUAACGUAGAUGUGAAUCGGACAAUGGUGGAAUCUUCUAAUCAUCAUGUCGGUGUUACCACAGAACUCUGCGAACAGCUCUUCGUUUUUGCUAAUUUCCCCGAGACCACGAUGUUCGGCUAGUUCGAGUAAUCGAAUCCGAUAAUCGCAUUGAAGUCGCCCCUUCGGAAUUCUAUCUGCGACUUUCAAAGCCUCGUUUGGCGCGUAACAUUGCAUUAUAGUAAGGUUUCGAACCCUUAAAAUGACGAUGAUUAUCCUUUCAUUUAUUGGAUCUUACUUCAUAAGCCAGGCACACGGACGCUUAGUAGGACGCAAACUCCAUGAUUUCAAGCAGCGUGUUCACCUCGCAGACCAGAGUAUAACAGAAUUUGUCCCGAUGACAUUCUAUUUUCUCCAAAGUUUGGUCAAUUCAGUUCUAGCAUCUUGAGCUUCUUACGGCGCAGCUCAUUGGCAUGUAGUGCAAAUUCACCCUGCUGGGUUAGGGUUGUAACGUGCCAUAUUCGUGUCCAUUCGUGUCCAUUGUUUCGAACUUAUAAUAAUAAUUGAAAUACCGGGAAAAGUAUGUUGUUAAUUGAAGGUACUCAAUACCCCAGGUUGGGCUUGCUAUCUUAGGUAUAGUUUUCGUGGAAAAGUAGUUCAUAUUCAGUCGCUGGAUGCCAGGACAGACGAUGUUUGAGCCGCACCUUGUGUAUAGACGCUAUAGAUUUGCAGUUCCGGAGAUGAGAACGAUUGUAUACUAUUCGCCCGAAAAUCAUUCCCCAGAAGGCCAUGCCCUAGAAUUCCAUGCCCCAGAAUAUACUAUUGCCCAGAAAGUCAUUUCCCAGAAUAUACCAUUUCCACAAUUCUAUCCACCAGAAUUCACCAUUUCUCAGAAAGUCAGAGAGUUUUUUUUAUUUAUUUGAUCUUUUUAAACGUACUACUCGUUCCCACUUCCAUCUAACGACAUUCUUUGCUUUCGAUUCGAUCACAUUUGAAAUGAUUGUGUUGAAACCGGAAGUUAGGAUGACGAACUGAAGUAUUUUCUCCAGAAAUAACUGUUCUUCAGAAAACCAUUCCCUCGAAAGCAGCAAUUCUUAGAAAACAACAUUCCAGAAUGUACCAGUAAUGAUUUCUACUAUAGUAAGGGAGUUUUUAAAAAAUAAAAACGAACUUAUCUGUCCGGUUGCUCCGGCUGAACUGAACUUUUAUUCCUAGCUUUAUUUUACAGAGGCCUGACUAACCUAACAAAAGUCCCUACUCAGCAAAUUCGCACUACCAGACAAUUCCCACGUUGGUCGAGGUGUCCAGUUCUUAUCGCUGUCCCAUGCUAUGCCACAUGCGUCUACUCUAAGCGAGAUAGUGACUGUUCCAGUCAGGGCCGGCCAUUUUUUUUACCGAGUGGGUAGUAAUAUCUAGUUGUGACGAAAGUUCAGUCAUGGCGUGUAUAAGUGAAAAUUAAAAUUCCCUAAUAAUAGCUGGUGGCCAUUGGGAAACACCCUUUGUUAACCGGCUGUAUGACUGAAUGUUCAGCGAAAAUGCGUCUGCUGAUUAUUGAUACUACAAAUGUUCCACAGCUACAAAACUACAAAUUCCAUUUUUUUAAAUUUCGUUGCAUAAAUUUUUGGUUCAUUGCGAUAAAACCUAAUUUUCGUGGGUACUGAAGCCCGCAUGAUAGUGUUGAAUAAUGGGAAGAUAUCUCCGACGACCGUCAUCCUUUCAGACUUAAUGGAGGUCGACCUUUAUAUUUCUCCGAUGGCAGUACAAAUUAUAUCCAUCAGAUACAACCGGCCUCUGGAUGGUCUACUUCCAGACAAAAGAUAAGCCAUUUAACAUCAUCGAUAUAUCCCAUGAUCUAAUUCAACGGUUCUCAACCUUUUUCGUGCUACUGACCCCUUAUAAAUCACCCUGGCUUGCUGCGAACCCCCACUGAUAAACAUCGGUUUUGUAUACUAUCAAUAUGUUAUUUUCAGUUUGUUAGGAAACAAGCCUUGAAAUUCAGUGAAAAUUCUUGUAUGCUAGCAAUUGCAUUCAGCAAAAAUCGAGGAGUAUAAGAAAACAACUUAUUUUACAUAAGCCUCAUUUCGAGUCUUUCGCCGCUCCCUUGUUUACUAAAAAUCCUCGUAAGGCCUGAGAGUGUCUCUUGAUGAGACACUCUCAAGAAACAAUAUUUCGCCAGGUGGCUAGGCCCUACGUAGUGUACUCGAUUCAACCAUUGAUCGGAAUACACGAAACCAAGAACCCUGUAUCUUCAACGAGUUUUUCAGUAUUUCUUGUCAGAGGACGCUCGAAAAUUAACACAUGUCAUGGGACAAUGAAAGUUUAGGAAACCCAAAGGUAUCAACACACUUUGGUUAAAGCGGAUGGAUUAUGGUUGUGACAUCCUUUGGGUGGCAUCUCGGGUCAUGUCCAAUCAUUAUACGUUGAAUGUGCAUUUCCGGCGUAUUGGGGUCGUGGAGAAAGGUCUUUGCGCUUGUUGUGACAGUAAUCGCGACAUUAAACAUGUUGUCUGGUCGUGCGCCUAGUGCUCUAGCGCCAGGUCACCGUUAAACGAAUCCCUUAGGUCUCGUUCCAGUCCGAAAGGUGCUAGUGCUUACGCGCAGGAAAAUUUAGCAUAUUUAAACCAAAAAUAUGUCUUAUUGAAUCCAAUCAUUUAUUGUUUAUCACUUCAACCAUCACAAAUGUUGGUUUGAAAACAUUUUUUAUUGGAACAACAAUAAAUUUUUGCUUUUAACAUUUUCAAUUUCAAUAAUUUUCUUUUAAUUUCAAUAAUAAAAAUUAUUAAAAAAAAGCAAUAUUUUUUUAUUGAAGCAAUAAUUUUUUUUUAUUAAAUUCACUAAAAAAAUUUAUUGUCUCCCGACCAACAAUUUUAUUUAUUGAAUUUAAUUCACAUUUUUAUUGAAACCACAAAUCGUUUUUCUGCGUGUAUAAUAUGUCUUUCAUGUACAUAUUUUUAAACACGAGAGAUAUCCAAGUUUAGUUAUCUCUUCUCUUUUGGUUGAGAUGGUUACAGUUACCUGCAAAUCUGAUCCUAAGAGUUCCCAGCUUAUUCAAGGAAACCAAUCGGCAAUCCGCUUCAUGAUGUACUACAGUAAUCCACCUUUUGCCAAAAAGUUUGCAAGUUUCAUUCCUUUUUGCAAUGUCAUUGAUGCCCACCUUCUCCUCAGUUUCCCUGAUAUGGUCUCUGCUACUGAUGUUAGAAUCAAUCACUCUUGUGUAUGUCUGCUGCCUUCCUUACAAAAAGCUUACUAUUGUUUCUUCUUGGUUCAAUUUUUAUUGAAAAAAUAGUUCUUGUUAAAAAAUUACAAGUUGUAUAUCUAGUUUUUUUUAAAUAUUUCAGAAUACUUUAAUCUGAAUAAAAUUGUAUUGAUAUUUUUUUAAUACUUUUUUGUCCCCUUGGUAUGAAUAUAAAAAACAAUUUCAAAUUUCAAGCAAAUCCUGAUUAUUAUCCUAUAUUCCCAAGAAAUUUAAAUUGUAAAUUAAAGAAAUUCGCAUCUGAAUAAAAAUAUGAAAUUGUUGUACAUAGAGAAUUUCAGACGCAUGCAUUAUGUUCGCGAGACACAUACGUGGUUAAUGUCAGAUUUGGGUUUGUUCCAAACUUUCGAGUGGGUAAUUCCCCUAUCGGUGAUUUUCGAGUGGGUAGUAAUACCCAUACUACCCACGUGUGCCGCCGGCCCUGGUUCCAGUUGUUGUUGUUGUUGCGCCAGGUGUAGGGUUCGUAGCUGGGCCUCGGCUAGACCUUUCAUAACUUACCCUUGCUCAGAAAAGCCUUAUCCAGAAUUAACCAGUGCUCAGAAGUUCAUUUUCGAGAUAGAACCAUUUCCCAGACAUUUUUGGUAAGAUGGGGAAAGCACCCAUAUGGUUUUGAAUUGGGAAAAAUCUUAAUAAAAAUUAAAAAUCUUAUUCAGAAUGUUGGCCAUUUUAUUACUACCUUCAAAAAAUGCUAUGCUAGAAGUACUGGAAAAUAGCAGUAUUUUUACAUGUAGGACAUACUUGUAGGACAAAUGAGAGAAUUCAGUACAGUACAACUAUAGGAAGCCCCCCUUCCUCGGAUCCAAAAGAAUGGAACAGUGCUAUGUAAGUAAGGUUAUGUGGUAAAAACGCAACUUUGUACAUUACCUAAGUCGAGGAACUGAUGCGGUGUAAAGCUGCUGAGGAUUAACCGCCGAAAGCGACGGCUCCUCGCAAGCAAGCCAGUUAUCCAUUAGCAUACCUGGCUUACUCGAACAGAGGAAUUGAUUAUUUCUUUCAAACAUGACCAGUUCGUUGAAUCUUUGUGCCAAAUAACGCUUGCACUUAAACUUGAGAUCUUUUCGUCUGGUCGGUUUAUUCAAACAUAGAUGUUGAUUCCUUCUUUCGAGCUUUUCUUAAAUCUAUAUUAAAAUCGAAAUGAAUGCACGUUUUGACAAACGGUUUGGUGUUUUUGGGGUAUUUAUCCUUCGUUUGCAUUGGAAAUGUUUAGUACGUAAAAAUACGAUCCACCCGAUUGCUCGGUUUACUCAAACUUGUGGCACUAAGUACACUCGAAAGUAAAUAUGGCAAACGAUGUUAUGCGAAAUGGCUGUAUGUUGUAAUCUUGUUCAGAAGUUGGGACAAUUUUUAAAGUGGCACAGUUAGUAAUGAUCAUUUUUCAUAUGAAUAUAUUUUCUAAGAGUUUCCCUUCCCUUCUUAACCAAAACCAAAUUUUUCAAAAAUUAAACUCAUAAGGGCAACUCAUGUUUAAAAGAAGGGUAUUUGUUUUAUAAAAAGUAUUCAUAUUACAAACAAUCAGUACCAACAGUGCAACACAACACUUGAAAAUAUGUCCCAACUUUUGAAAAAGACUAUCCUGAUGUGCAAUCCAUUUUGAUUUUUUUAGAGUUACAAGGAAAGCUCGAAAGAAGGAAUCAACACCUAUGUCGGGUAGACGAAAAAAGUAUAAGUUUGCGUGCUAAAGUUAUUUGGCAUACAAAUUAAAAGAGCUGCUCAUGUUUGAAAGAAGGGACCAAUCCCUAUGUCCAAGUCAACUAGUUAUACGAGUGGAUAACAUGUUAUCCACCUGCAGGUUGGCCUGCGAGGAACCGCCGAUUUCCACGGCACAUCCUCAGCAGCUUUACACCGCAUCAGGUCCUUGAGUUAGGAAAUGCGCAAACCUUUGGUUUCGCCGCAAAAAUGAAUAAAAAAUUAACUUUUCUGAGGAAUGGGACAUUCUAGAUAAUAACUUUUUGGGGAAUGGGGAAUUCUGGAUAAUGGCUUUCUAGGGAAUGGUACAUUUUGCGAAAUGUCUUUCUGGUUAGUGGUACAUUCUGGGCGAUGGAAAUCUGGGGAAAGGUAUACAACCAACUUGGACGCUUACGUGGCUGGUUGCGAUUGGGUGUAAGGAGAACAAUUUCGGACAUGUCACGCCUUACGAGGCUAGGUUAGUCGCACAGAGAUAUUCACAAAAACACGGAAUUUAUUCCGAUCAGGUUUUUACUGAGGUGGUGAAGCUAAUCACAUUCUGUAAAGUACCGACGAUAGCGAGCCAAAGGCGAUCGUUCGUCACGUCAACCAUGUCAACAUGAAGGCCGCGUACCUGUUUGGUUUGCGGCAGGAGGAGACUUUCGUGUGACACUCGAACGAUGACCUCGAUACUGUGAGCUCUUUAAAGGGGAGUCUAUACGGGAUGCGCGAGUACAGAACUAACGGAGUGACAUGACGUGUAUACGUACAUACUGAUCUACGUGGACGAUAGUGUUGUAUCCCGAACAUAGCAGCAAUAUCGACGCUUGGUUCAAAUUUUCAGUAAGAGCUUCAAUAUUAAGGAAGUGUGAGAGUUCAUUAAGUUCAUUCAUUCCAUUACAUUCCACACCAUGCUGACCGGUUCAUUUUGAGCCAGAACUCGUACGUGUAGAAGAUUUUAAUACGAUUCAACACUGCAAAUUGUCACGUAUCUCUAUGAUUAGCGGCUUCGUACAACAAAAGGAUGGGGUGAAUGAUUCGCUGACAGAUGCACUGCAAUAUCAAAUUCUUAUCGUAGCUUUGCGGUUCAUUGCCGGCAAUACCCACCCGGACAUUACGGUAUCGACAUCCAUUCUCGGGCGCUGGUCAUCUAACCAACAUCAACGGAUUGGAACUAAGGGAAGCAAGUGCUUCGUAACCUCAAAGGUACAGUACGCGGCGGUAUCCACAUUCAAUUGGAGUGCUUCUUGGACGCAGACUGGGCUUAUGAAGUCGACAAUCGAAAGUACAAAACUGGUUACUGGUGACGGCUACGAUGAUCUUGAUGAUGGUAGUGGAAUCAUUGGCUGGGAAAGCAGAAAGCAGACGUGUGCGUGUGUCCCUUUCCAACAUUGAAACGAAGUACAUCGCACUAGCGUAGUACUUACAGAAGCGGCAGAUGCUUCGACGAUUGGUAGACGACAAGCAUGGGAAAAAUCGCAUCGUGAACCGAUCGUUCGCGCUUCGCAAGCAAGCUUUCUUCAGUUGUGAUGCAUUCUGUUAGCUUCGAAAAUGAUACCUAGCAAGCUGUCGUUACGGACACAUGCGAUUUAAAGCUAUAACAGCCAACGAAGAAGCACAUCAGUUGUGUUUUAAUUCUUCCUUUCCCCAACGCGGAUGGCUUCGUUCGCGAAGCUCUUCUCGAGCGGUUCGCGGUUUGCAUAGGAUUUUCAUUAUACAGUUUUAUUUCAUCUUCAUAUAUAAUUAUAUAAUUAAUACUUGGAAAACUAUAUACCAUUUUAAAACUAGCUGAUAAUCAAUGGUUUUAAAAAUUUGCAACAAUGCACUGCUAACAAAUAGGCCGCAAGGAACUUCAGUAGAUCAAAUUACUAGUAGUGUAUCACAAAACUACCCAUAACGCGAUCUGUCAGCAAAAAAUCCAGUGCAAAAAUAGGUACUAUGUUUUAAUCAUGCAUGAAGAAACCUUUGUGAGCUUCGCGAAGCUACGUGACAAACAUUCACGAGCGAAGAAUUGACGCUGCUCUUAAAUUUUUUAAGCUUCACUUUUGAUUCGCAGUUUGCCCAUCUAGUGACCUGCUCUGAAUUUAUUAGACUUCUCCCUUCGUGCGUUGAUUAUGGUUAAUUAGUGAGCACAAAAUUUUGACUACUUUGUGAUCCACAGUUAGCAACAGUCGCGCGAGUGAACGAAUUUUCCCAUGCCUGGUAGACGACGUGGGAGAACUUAAGACAUUGCCAAUUGUAGUCAAUGAAGACAGCCAUAGCUGCACCGCGCUUACGACGGUAGGCAGGAGCCGUCGGAAGUCGAAACGACGCCAAGUAUUUUUUGUUAAGGAUUUGACGGUUGGUACUGUCCAACAAAGCAGAUAUGAGCGGAUCUUCUCACCAGAGUUUUGGUAGCAGUGAAUCUGCAGCAGCUACGGGAAACAAUUGGUAUCCUGCCAAAUGAUGUUGCGAAGCAGUGUUGAAGCUUCGAAUCAACCCAUGGAAAAUGGUACAUAUUUCGUUGCUAUACUAGGUUCUUUACUGACACAGUUAACCUCACUUUUUGAUGCAAGUGAAAAUACGAGUAAAAGAAAUACGAGUAUGAACUGGUUGUGCGUUACAAGGCCAGAUCAUAAAUUAUCUCCGCCGACGUCUUGGGGUUUCACCAGAAAUUGACCAUCUCCUGUAGUGCUUCUGGUUGCGCACAGAUAGAUUCAACUAGUUGUAGCACAAAAUACACUAUUUUUUCGUUUUCUAUUGUGUUCUCCAGAUUGCCAACUGUCCCUGCUAGAUACCACCUUGUUCGUGUUUUUGUCGAUGAGUACAAUCAGUACAAAGUUGGGCUAGAUGGAAGACAAGAACAAAAUUGAUCAUGAAAACACCCACGACAAAACCUUGUUUCUGCAGGUUCAUAGACCAAUCUCAUUUUAUCUGACUACAGCACUAUGGUCCAAGGAUUUUUUUCGCCGAAAGAUUUGCCAGAAACUGAUGAACUGGCAAGGAAUUUUAAGCUGUGGAUUCAAAACCAAACUUCUUUUCAUCUAAAACAAUAUGGACUCAAAGCUCUGUGUGCAAGAGUGCCUGUCGAAAUGUAUAUUAUCUUUCAUUAAAUCUUAACUGACAAAGAGUGCUGUAGGAAAAUGGUCAAUUAAAAUGAUUGAUAAGUUUCUUUCCUACGAAAUUAACUUUGAGAUUAAAAUAAAGAAUAUUUGAGGUAAAAGAAAGGACGGUUCCUAAAAUCAUCGAAAUUAAGGACAUAUGGAGCGCAUCCUUCUGAAAUUGCUUCGAGCUUAUUUCUCAAAAAAAAUUACCUUACAACAGCAUAAAUUUAGAUCAAAACUUUUAUCACUGUUCAUUUCGCUCCAAUGUUGUGGCCCCUAGAUUCAAAAUGUUCCUAGUCUUUGUUUAGUUUUUCAUGCAUAAAGGCACCGACUGAUCUCAAAAAAUAAUUAUCAAAAAGGAUCUGCAUCAGAUUUUGAAUAAUAAAAUAUUGAAUGGUUGAUGCCCCUAGGGUUUCAAUAUAUGUAUGUCUAUUUUUUCGGAAAAAUCCCAGUGUUAAAUUGUUAAUGCAAUAAAGCAUUGUUGCAUGAGGGUAGUUAAAAUUUUCUUGUGAUUUUGUGUAGUCCACGUGAUUGAUCAUGAUGGAUAACGUCGCCCCAGUUUGAUUCCGUAUUCGAUCAUCAGCCACAUAUAUACUUACAUAAUGCUUCACCUGGCCGAUUAAACAUGCGAUUCAGUAGUUAUUACAUCCGACCUCUCUCGACAUUCUCUUUAGCCUAAAUAUAGGGCCCUAUUCUCACAGUCACGUCACGUAGUGACUAGAAGGAAAUUUUGUUCAGUCACUAGGUGACGUGACUGUGAGAAUAGGGCCCAUAAUGUGCCCAUUAUCCUAAAGUUGGCAAAAUGACGAAGGAAUUCUAUGGGGGUACCAGAGGGUAGAAUCUUUCGAGGGAAUCUUCAACUCACGAAACGUUGCGACUACUACCCUGCUUAUUGCUUUUACCUAUUAUUAACAAGCACACAAAAUAUACCAACGGAUGAGUUCAAUUAUCUCGUCGGUAGUAAGGUAAGGAAACGGAAGAAACUGAUGUACAGAGAGCAACAAGUAGGAUAAGAAUUUGUUAGUCGUUCUCACCCACAAAACGUAGUUAACUAUUCUAGAAAUGCGCCGAAGCAAAUAAACAAAAUCUCAUCAAAUCUACGUUUGUGGGUUAAAACGAUUCUUGCGAGCUAAUUAUUUUGUCGUGGCAAACUUGAUAUGAGCCAAUACACAGGUCCGUUUGAUUUUAAAAUUGUCGUCAAUCAAUGAAAGAAUGUGCUGGAUUGGAUGUUUGAAUAAAAGUAGGUAUGUUUUUUCAUAUUUUAUGUGAGAAAAAUAGGCAUACGCAUAGACGGUCUAAUAGUUUUUAUACUGUAAAAAUAGCAAAGAGGUACAUUAUUAUUAAGUAAGUAUAUAUUGUUAACACUGGAAGGAAAAUGUAAUAAAAUUAAGGCUAUGCGCAUUGUAAAUAUAUUGUCGCUAAAGCAAACAAUACUAGGUUAAUAAAGUAAAACACCUUGUGAAAGAAUCGAGCAUAAAAUGAAAAGAAAUACUACUUCUAACAAGUAUUAAUACACUUUAGGUGAGAGGUUGACUUUCAAUUUCUACUUUGUAUAAAAACAUCAUACAGAACGAGAGGAAAGGUUUAACAGCGAACAAAACAGCAUUUUCAGCAGAAAGGAAUAAAUAAAUAUAACAAUAGUCGUUAGAAUAGGAACCUUUUCUCUCACUCUCUCUUUCGCUGGCUAGUUAACUCACUAGCUAGCCGACUCGUAGAAGGUAAAUUCUAAUUUGAAAAUUUAUAGCCAGUUACGCAUCAUACAGCAGUAAAAUGAUACAAGACAACCACAACCAACCUACUUAUCUUUAGGGACGCGAUUUGGUAAAUGGAAUGACGCAAUUCUUUUGGUUGUUUUUGUUUGAUUUUUUUUUUGCUAAAAAUAUUCUCCGAUGGUAAACCAAUAGUGCGCGCGCGAAAUAGAAAGAUUAAACAAAAGGAUAAAUAAUUAAAGCAUUAGCUUGUAAUUUAUUGAAUUGACUAUACUUUUAACGAAUAAAUUUUUUAUAAAAUAUUA